GGCACAUAAAGUCUGUUUAAAUGAGAUAUAAUGUCAUUGUUUUGCCUUCAUUGCUUAGUAGAAUUUUUGUAUAUACUUAACCUCAGACACGUACACCGACCUAACACCAGACAACGAGCUCAGGCGGCCGUGGAGUCUUUCGUUUCUUGUGCAGUCGAAACCAAACUCCGUCUAAAAAUUGGACUAGACAAGGCUAACCGGUUUCCUUCGCCGAUAAGUGACGGAGGGGUCGGAGGUCAGGAUGGGUCGCUCCUCCAAAGACAAGCGGGACAUCUACUACCGUCUGGCCAAAGAGGAGGGCUGGAGAGCCAGGAGCGCCUUCAAGCUGCUGCAGCUCGACCACGAAUUCAACCUGUUCACAGGUGUGAACAGAGCGGUGGAUCUGUGUGCAGCUCCUGGCAGCUGGAGUCAGGUCCUCAGUCGGAAACUCAGAGGUCGGGAGGAGAAGGCUGAGAAGGGUGAGGCGGGUGAGGAGGUGAAGAUCGUGGCGGUGGACCUGCAGGCCAUGGCUCCUCUGCCAGGAGUCACUCAGAUCCAGGGAGACAUCACCAAGGUGUCGACAGCUCAGGAGAUAAUCCGGCACUUUGAGGGUCAGCCGGCCGACCUCGUGGUGUGUGACGGAGCUCCAGACGUAACCGGGCUCCACGACGUUGAUGAGUACAUCCAGGCUCAGCUCCUAUUGGCCGCUCUGAAUAUCACCACUCACGUCCUGAAACCUGGAGGAACGUUUGUGGCCAAAAUCUUCAGAGGGAAAGAUGUGACGCUGCUGUACUCUCAGCUGAAGAUCUUCUUCAGCGGUGUGACCUGCGCUAAGCCUCGCAGCAGCAGGAACUCCAGCAUUGAGGCGUUCGUGGUGUGUCAGAAUUACUCUCCCCCGGAAGGUUACGUCCCCAACAUGUCCAACCCUCUGCUGGAUCACUCCUACGAUGUGGACUUCAACCAGCUGGAGGGUCCGAACCGUGUCAUCGUUCCUUUCCUGGCCUGCGGCGACCUCAGCGCCUUCGACUCAGACAGGACCUACCCUCUGCAGUUGGAUGCUGGUAAACAGUACCAGUACACCCCCCCGACUCAGCCGCCCAUCCGCCCCCCCUACCAGCAGGCCUGCCACCUCCGCAAAAACAACCUGCUGUCCAGAGAGGACGCUCCGUCCGCCUGUCCCAGCCGGAGUCCAGACGAGCCAGAGCCACCGGCCGAGUCCACGUGAGCUUGUCUCGCUGCUGCUGCUGCUGAUUGGUGCAAAAACACCGGGAGACAAAGGACAGCGUCAUCGUUAAAGGAACGGUCUGGCAUUUUCGGAAAGUCUUGUUUUAUUUGUGUGCGGUCCAGAAACUGUUAGCCUCCUGCAGUACCCUCCUACUUUGGGUCUCCGUGCUGUGCUAGGCUAAACUCGUUCUGGAUCUCUGUACCAGAUGUUUGUCCAAUCGGGGAAGCAUGUUUUUAUUGUUGUGUCUGAUUUUACGUAGAGUUCUUUGUGACAGAUCCCUCAUCCACCAGGCUGAGGGAAUUGUGAACAUUUUAUUUUUUAAAAAUAAAAGUCAUUCUUUGGAGGCGGACCAGCAUUAAAGUUCACAUUUAUUUA
Messenger RNA from Xiphias gladius (swordfish), 1579 nucleotides. It is a transcript of the gene ftsj1, whose product is annotated as FtsJ RNA 2'-O-methyltransferase 1. NCBI's taxonomy places the organism in Eukaryota, Metazoa, Chordata, Actinopteri, Istiophoriformes, Xiphiidae. The transcript has 11 exons. The record is from RefSeq and is a predicted model, not a curated record. Gene Ontology annotation, cellular component: cytoplasm. Gene Ontology annotation, biological process: cytoplasmic translation; tRNA methylation. Gene Ontology annotation, molecular function: tRNA methyltransferase activity. Bases 242 to 1204 code for a protein of 320 amino acids.